This is a messenger RNA of Amoebophrya sp. A25, 11023 nucleotides long. Lineage: Eukaryota; Dinophyceae; Syndiniales; Amoebophryaceae. The record is from the annotation of a GenBank genome assembly.
AGGUCCCUCCUGCCUCUACCCAAUACGAUAUAACCCACACACGCCUAGUUCCAACAAUUUCCUUCCCCGAUACACCCAUUCUUAAUUCCCAGUCUUUUCUCCAAUUUAUCCUCAAAUUCGUUGUUCAUUCUCGUAUACUAAAAAUCAGUAUAAUUUGAGUUUUUAUGUACAGAGCAUAUUCAACAUCAUGAUAAGUCGACGUGGCUGCGCUCUCCCAACAUCAUAGAAUUAGAAAGUUGUUUCCAAGUAAAAGUAUUCACUUUGUUUAGCCUCGCUUUUCCUUUUGCAGUUACCGUUUAUUGUACAACAGCAGUUGAAUGUUUUAGUCGACGUCCUUGUCGCAUAGAAAGAAUCAAAAUGCAUCCUGUGUUGAUCGUGUUCUUGAUCCUGCUGCUCAUCUGGGUGGCGGUGAUCGCCGUCUUCGCGCUUGAGGACCGGCUGUACCUCAAGCUCCCUGAAAAGUGGUUCGUGCACGACUACAGCGAAUUGAAGAAGGGCAGCGUGCUUGUUUUCUACGGACACCUCGUCUUCGCCUUGUUGUAUUCGUACUACAAAAAUGGCACGCUCUGGCUAUAUGAGCACGAUGUCCUGUUCGAGCAGGCGACUGAGCUGCGGGAGGACGUGCUGGAAGAGAGGAAACGACAGCGCAUUGCGAAUCGGCCUCCUGCGAAGCAGCUCAGGCGCAUGAACGUCUUUGACGAAUAUGCGGACGCGGUGUUUAUGGCCAAAAUGGAAAUCUCGUCGGCCGUUUGUUCAGAGCCAACCGAUCGAAGCAGUAAACGUCAACUAGUGGGCCUUGCGGCACGAAAUGAGGACCGAGAAAUCCGCGACGAAGCAGCUUGUAUCAUACUCUUUGUUAGACUUAGAGUCAUGUUGUUUUUUAGAUUCGCCAUUGCGCAAGAGCAGCAGCUUGUUGUACUACUACACGUUGAUGCUUCACAACUUUGAUGUUGUCUAUCUAAGACAUCAUCUUCUGCCACUUGUUGUGCCACUCUAUUAUCAUCGAAAGCGAAUGAAAUAGAGAUAAAUUUAGAUGUACGUUUAGGUUUAAGUUUAACUUUGAAUGUUCUUGUACUGCAAGGUGUGAUCGUAUGCUUCAUCGUAUGUGCACACUUGAUGUUAGUGACCUGUUGGUUUGUGCGCGCUCGCGUGCAACAAUAACAUAAGUACGUAUUUCAUUUACUUUUUUAGCAGAUCGAUGGUGCUUAGUGUUAGUACAUAAUGACUUAGGGUUAGCGUUAGGGAGUGCAUCGGAGUUUGUUUCACGACUUUUACGUAAUCAAUGAUCCACCUCUCCUGAAAAUAAAACCCACUGACAGCAACAAUCCGGCGUCUAGAGAUCUAUGCUAACGUCGCCCGUCACGCUGGGUUGAAUGCAGGAAAGAUUGCAAUAGGGGUGCAAGCUUCCAAGGUAUCGCAGCAUCAACUGAUCGAGCGUCAGCGUGCGGUUGUCGCAGCGAACAAGUUGACGAUGGAACGGUGGUUACGGAAUUUCGACCAGAGUAAAAAAUGGCUGUCCGUUGUCCUCCUGCAGGGUAUGGAGCGCAACAAUGUGGAUCACAUGCUCGACAAGCGUCCUUACCAUUAUUUUUUUAUCAAUCCCAAUCUCCCAAUUUUCGCGACGCGGCAGGAAUACGAAAGGCACGUGUUGAACAUGUUGCACGAGAAUGAGGACGCGAAGGGCGGAAAACGCGGAGGUGGGGGCGGAGGUGGCACCAUCGAUGCCACCUUGUCCUCAGGCCAAAUGAAAGGCAUGUUUUCCCAGAAGGUGUGCACAAGCGUCAAAGUCGAACCAAAAGUCGACUGGGAGCGUGCAGAUCCGCCUUGGGGCGAGGCAAAGCCGACGGUGGAGGGCGAAACCAAGCCUCCAGCACCGCCAAACAUCGAGGCGGGGGACAUCAAGAUCACGGGUAUGACGCGCAGUCUGCUGCCUCUGUGUCCGCGCAACGUCGUGGAGCUGUUCUCGGACAGCACGAACAAGGGACGGAUGGUCGUGUUCUCGAACUUGCCGCUGCCGCCACAAAUCUUCUGCGCUUUCGAGGUUAAGAUCCAGCAAGUGGACUACAAUUCGCAGUUGAUCAAGGGCAUCAAAAAACGCGUGCGCGAGCAUCUUUCUUCUAUCUUCGCAGCGGUGAAACUGAAGAGCAAACUGGUCCGCAUUCGUCAGAAGCUCGCGGCUAAGAAGGAGGCCGAAGAAGCCGGAGUGGGUGAUCUAUUGCCGGCUGCGAAAAAAGUGGCUGGACCACAACGACGCCGAAACGCUGGUGCAGAGGGGGCGAAUAAGGCGGGCAUGGGGGCGUUGGGUGCUUUCGGAGGAAAUCACUUUUCAGAACCUCCGGCUUCAGCAGGAAGUGUGCAGCUUGAGGAGAUAUCAAAGACAAAAAUAUUCGGGCAAAAGAAUAAAACAGCAGCAGUAGAGCAUCUACCGUGGGCUACUCCAGGCACCGAGAAGCCAGGAAUUACAGGUUGCAACACCGAGAUGAACGGCGGAGAGAAAAAUGUCCAAACUUCGAACGCGAUAAACACUCGUCCUAAAAACGAAAACAAAGUCGAUCGUGUUGACCAUGCGCUCUCUAUUUUUGCUGGAAAGCCUUCGAAGCUGCCUAAACUAAACCUGGAUCGGGAUCACUUCCGUUGGGCGUCUCAUGGAACUAAAAAUUCAGCCGCAACGAACUACAACAGCAAUUUGACACAAGGUACAUUGCUGGCAUCCUCCACUAGGAGCAUGGAGUCGCAAAAUUCAGCUUCGCGUGGACGCUCUUCUAGAAAGCGUUCUCUCAUCGCGCCUGCCUCUAAUGAAGAUAGUGGAUCAUUCGCAUUCCUAUCCCCGCCAAUCUCGCCGUCGACUCGAGGACGGUCACUGUCGACUGACAGCGAGGCCUCUUCUCUUCCUGAGGAAGUUUCUGACUUGGAGUUCGAGGAGUUACGCCUUGUUGACGACUUAAAUUUGCUGGAAAGCCGCACAUCAACGGCAGCUAAUAUGUCAUACACAAGCAACACAGAUACUGAUACCUCUAGCAUGAGGAUGGCGGGAGGGACAGGUGGAUAUAGCACGUCGCUGAUGAGCCGUUUGGACCGUACUGGAGCAGCUGGCCGCGCUGCGGGUGAUGCGGAACGAGACGAUGCUUUUCAACAAGACUCGGCACUUCAUACUUUGUUUGGUGCAUGGGAUCGCGACGAUAAGUGGGCUGGCUUAAGGCCGGCUUGGAACGCUCGAGAAAUUAAAAGUUUACAACAGGAGUCCUACAAAGCUGAAAAAGCCUUGCGCAAGCUCUACGGUGGGGACGCUUGUGUCCUGAGCAAAGAUCAAGAGUGGUUGCUCAGACAGGUCCAAGAUUUGGUCAAGGAAGCUGCAGUUUACCGAUCUGACAAUUAUUUCGAUGAUAUUAUGUCUGAUGAUGGUGUCGCUGGAGCAGAUGAGGGACACCAAAUUGGGCAAAAAAAUUUACGUGACCAUUACAGAGCUGCCGCUGCCAGUGAACAUCAAAGCUAUUCUUAUCCAGUAAAUACGAUGUCUGCCUCUGCGUUUGCACCCAAACCAAAGCUUGAAUAUCGACACGUGAACCGAUUGGAACCCCUGCUCGAGCAGGUGGAGGAAUACUUGCAGGAAGUGAACGCUCCUCGAGUGUCGCGACCAAAACGACCCCAGACUGAGUUAUUGCGAAAUGAGAAGAUCAAGAUGAAGAAUUCUCCUGCUGUAGUUUCGUCACCGACUUCCACCACAGAUAAUCUCCCUGUUGUGACAGGAAUCAAAUAUUUGGACAUGAAGCUGGCACAGACAGGUAAAGAGGGACGACAUGAAAACGCUGAUACUACCAUUUUGUCUUCCCGAACAGAAUCAGAAAGAAAUGUAAAUGAAGUAUCUACGGCAUCGACGUCGAAACGAGCAGCGGCCGCACAAAGUAAGGCGAGGAGAAGUUCCCAGCACGAUUAUGUGGGUGAGAGACCAGAACUCGUUUGCAUGCCCGUAAAUGCGGGUUCGUCCCCACCUGCAUCUGCGAGGACGAGCUCGUCGCGCGCCCCUAACAGGUCUUCCAAAUCCGGUAGAAAUGGACGCCUGUCGAGACGCGGCAACAAGUCGCUGUUUUCAGACGAGUCACGUACUGUCGGGAGAAGAUCUGUAUCACCAGCAUCGGCGUCGAGAGGUGGCCGAGCUGAUUACGGAUCGCCAACUACCGCAUCAACGGAUGAAUUAGAGUUGCUAGCGCAUCAAGAACUGGCGAUAGAGGGUGAGCAUCUUGCGCCUGGAGACAGUCGUUGGGGCAAGGUGCGGGGCAAAGCUACAGGGAUGGCUAUGCUGAUGAAGAGCGCACAGAAUAAAGACGCACUGGCCCUAAAUAAGUUUCAGCGACGUGGCGCACACUUGUUAUCGGCAACCAAGGUAAAAAACGCGGAUGCCAACGAGGACGAAAAAGAAGCCGCAGCGCGCGUGAUGAAGGCAAUGAGCAUGGGACGGAAAGCGAAGGGUGGUCCGAACAAGGGCUUGGACGCCGUGGCCAAGCUUUUCGGCCUCAAAGCCGGAGAGGAGGUUGAUGGGGUCGAGAAACUAGAGGGCGGACAGACGAAAAAGAAACCCGAUGUCUGUCCGCACGUCGACUUAUGUCCCUUCGUAAUCGGCAUUGGCUGCAAGCCCAUGGACCACCGGACCCCGCCACAAGCAGACACAAGCGGUGUGGGGAAAGUCCUCGAGCCGCGCUUUGUCAACAAGGUGGCGAACUCCCUGCGAGGUUUCAAUGAGAACAAGAUGCCGGGACACUUCCCGCUGUCUCUUGGCUUUCAAUCUGACGGCUUGAUCCACGUGCAAGAGGGGAUUGGCGACCGCAGCAAAAAGUACUACAAGACGCGCAAUGGCCAGCUCCGACAAGGCGACACCCUCACCGUUCUGAUUGACCGCAGUAAAGGCCAUGUCUUCUUCUUCAAAAACGGCAAAAUCGUAGAGAUCGAACAGCAGGUGAGUCGCCAGGCUUACGUCGACCUUAUGGAACCCGAUGUCCGAGAUGAUCCCUGGGAUGCCCGCUAUGAAGAUUCAGUGCAGGUACUUACAACAACGAGUCCUACCAGUGUUGAUAAAUAAUUUCUUGAGGCUAAGCCAAAGCUUGUUUUUUGUGAAUAAUACUAAUAUAAAUAAAGUGGAUCUUGAUCUUGUGAGUUAGAUGUCCGAUUAAAAGAAAUUCGUUGACCCCAUGUGCAAUGCAUGAAAAUCACAGCGAGUUGUACCAAACUCUUGUACUUGUGCUAUCUUGAGAAACAAAAUGGCUUUGAAUGACACCAGGGCAAAAUGGCUGAGUUAGCACUGCAGACGGAGGAACGGGACUGGAAGGAGCAUUUCUGGGACGAAAAGCACGAACAGGAGGCGGAGGAGAAACGCAAAAGGGAGGAGGAUAAGCGCAGAAAAGAGAUGAAAGCAGUGGCUGACGCGAUGCAGGAAAUGAAAGACGCAAGGACCGAGAAAACGAGGCGUGCUGUUCUUCUCUCCCAAGAAGACUCCUUCGCGGGAGCCAUGGUGCGACGCUACUACGGCAAGCGCACUUUGAAAAUGAUGGAAGAUGAUCUGAAGAAGGCCGAUGCGGAGAAGGCGGACCGCGAAGAGAAUCCCCACAAGUAUAACGAACAAGAUCGCGAGAUGCAAAAGCAUGCGGAGCGCAUUGUGAAUGGCAUUGCAGAUCCAGAACAAAAGGAAAAAGAGAACGCGUACGCGAAGCAACUACAUGCAGCUCGGCCGCAAUUGGGCGCCAUGACUUUUGGUGGCGGCAAGCUUGACGACGAACCGGCUCCAACACCAUCGCCUCCAGGGAUGGCGCAACAAGGUUCUAUGAGUGCAAUGGCAGCCAAAGCCAAUGCAGGAUCCUUUCACUUUCUUCAGCGCUCUGUCACAUCUGAGAAAGUGUCCAAUGUGGGGGACAGUGCAAAAAACCUCCUCAGCAACGCGGGCGGAGCAAUCAAAUCACUGGGUCGUAGGUUUUCGCGCCAAGGAUCUGCGCUGGAGGCGGGUAUUGAAGAGGACGAGAAGGCGGCUCAAGCGCCCACAAAAGCAGACGAUUCUGCUGGAACAACUGAGGCAGCGAAAGAGGGUUCGCAUUCCGCUGUGCAAGAAGGGGGCGACGAUCAGAGCGGCACAUCUUCCGCACCAGAGAGCGGAGACGAAUCGAGGGAGGUUCCCAAAGAAGGUCUGCAUUUUCUUCCCGAACAAGAGGCCGAUCUCGAUUGCACAGGUGUGGUCGGCCAGAACAAAGAGUUUACCACUGAAGGCUUCCGACCUGGUGGCACAGGACGUCCAGCGUCUCGCACACCUCGUGCUCAGGCAGCAAAGUCGGUAUCUUUUGAAGGUGCAGAAAGCACGACAGGAGGAGCAGAGGGUGUCCCUUCCUCUCCCUUGGCCACUACCGCGGAGGCGCAAGACGACGGGAUACUCUUUGUCGGUGUCGAGGAUGAAUCGGGUGCUCACCGAGGACUAGGGCGACAGAAAACUUCGGGCCGUGGUGGUAUGAGCAAUCGGACUGCUCCCCAACAGCAAGAUGAUGAAGAUGCCGGCACUGGCGGGAUGGCUGGCGAAGUAGCGGAGAAUGCGAAGCAGAUGCUGAGCUCUCUUCGUCGGACUAUGUCCGCCAUCGCUUACGUAGACGAUGACCGAAACCCGUUAACAGCAAAGAGCAUCGCAGCCAAGCACAUCAGCCGAAUGGGAACGCAGGUCACCAACUUCUUUGCAAACCUAAACGAUGACGUCGGUGACGAGGAUAUUGCGGCUCGAUACCGAGAGAAAAACCGGUGGGGUACCUUCUUGGAAGUUUCGGAUGAGGAGAGUGAAGCUGACCAGAGACGAAAAAGCAAGAAAGAGAAGAAAAAGAAGGACGGCGACGACGACGGUAGCGAUCACUCCGAAGACAGUAGAGAUGGUUCGAUUGGUAAUGUUUUUUCUCGACUGCAUCGCCGAGUCAAGAAGUCCGCGCGCCGCCGUGGGCGUGCAGCGGCGGCGAAGGCUUCUCAUGUCGGCUUCAAGUUGUGCCCAACGUUCAUGGUGCUCCAGUGGAAAGCUCGACGAAAGAUUCGCCACAUGUGUCGUAAGGUCUAUCGGUUCUUGUUCGCGGACUUUUUUGGUACUGCUGCGGCAGACGCCGCUGCCGCUGAGGAUGAUGAGGACCCGGAAGAAGAGGAAGUCACGUGUGCGUCCACGAUGCUGCGCUGCAAGAACGGAACUCGGAAGCAAAUCCGCAUGCUGCAACUGCGCGCGCAAAUUAAGGUGUACGACCGCGACGCCGACCGAGACGAGCUCGCGAUGCUCCGGAACCCACUCAAGGAAAAGCGCCGUCGACAGGAGGCAGCAGAAGAAGAGAAAAAUCGCCUGAACAGAAUGCGGAAGGCUGAGGAAGGGGUCUGGACGGAGGGUGAACUGCUGAGCAUGACGAAGGACCAGCUAGAAGAGGCACGAGCAGACCGCGACCUCCGUCUAAUGACGGAGAUAGAGCGCCGCUGUCACAACGUUGUCGGCCGACAACAGCGCUAUCACGUUCGCCUGCCUUCCCUAUACCUCCAUGACGUGCGCGAUCUCGCGCACUACGUCGUCAUCGGCGGAGAAGAGGUAAAUAAUUUACUCAACCUUCACCUAGCAUACGAAGUAUAGAUAUUUUAGUUUGAUGACGACGCGUGGGGAUGGUUAUCCAUCUGCUGAUUCGAACCUGGACGUGUCGGGUCGUUACUCCUCCACUAGGCAUAGGUCGUCAAUUUAGCUCAAUUUUAAUGCGAAGGAGGAGGUGUUCGUAUUCUUGAAAAGAAGUUCAAUGUAAAUCAUCAUUUCGAGAACCACCCGUCAUAAUAUCAGGCUAUGCUGCGAUUGGAUGUGAAUUUCGGAACAAAAGAGUUCGAUAUGCGCGCGAAUGUGAAUGAGCUCAACCGCAAGUUAGAACUCGCGCGUCGGUCCACGUUUGUGCAAAAAAUGUCGAACAUGAUGUCUCAGAAGGAAACGACGACGGAGUUGGCACAGGCACUGCGGGUGAAGGAUGCAAGUAUAGAGCGCCGAAAGAAGUUCGAGGAACAAGAAGCAGCAGAACAGGAAAAGAUCGCCAAGGCGCUUGAAAAGGAAGACGAGGUGGAGCCGGAAAUCAAAUUCGGUGGAGGCGGGAGUUCAUCUGAUGCGGACGACUCUAAGGAAGGAGGGCAUGCUGCACAAGCGCUUGGUCCCGACUCGUCUAAUGAAGAUGGCGAGAGAGACUGCUCGACCCUUGAUGAAGAUCAUGAAAGAACUGAUCCAACGUCGUUCAGAAGCGUUGGAAGUGGACCGGUGCAGUUCUUUGAAGCAGAGCAUAAGGAGGAAGAAAAGGGUCCGCCAGGCACGCCCGGUCGCGGUGCCUCAUCAAGCACGACCAGCAAUGUUGACGGAUCAGGAACAAGCGCUGCUGACGAUGAGGAGCACAAGAUUGCCGACGAACUUGACCAUUUGAAAGGCGCGAGCAAACAGAAGGAGGACGCGGUGGCGUCAGCCAAGGCACGUGCCCAGCUCUCCACGAAGAAGAAGGGUCCGAGUUUGCUGAAUCGCAUGGGGCUGAAAGUCGUCGGUGCCACACAGCCAGGGGACGCAAAACCGGCUUGGGGGAUGCUCGCGAACCUGAAAAAGCAAGGUUCGCAGCUGGUGCUUGGUGAAAGCCAAGAGGAGCCAGAACAAGUACAGGGGAAGAUAGAUGCAGUGUCGAUGCUGUUGCAGUCGAAGAAUCGCAUCAGAGCGGGUGGCGCGCAAGACAAAGACGUCUCCAAAUUGAAGGCAGAGACGCUGCUGCCAUACCAUAUCGAGCAAGAGUGCAAAUUCAUUGUGCAAGAAGCGAAGAAGCUCGCAGACUUCUACUCCACAGACAGGACGAGCCAACGGGAAAAGGCGCGUCGAAACAAGAAGGAGGAAGCUGAUUUGGAGCGGAAGUUGCAGCUGGCUGAGGAGUGCGUCGAAAUGUUUGAUCUUACGCGCACUGGGGAAACUCAAAUCUUUCUAAAGCGGGCUUCGCUUGCUCGAGAUACGACAUUGACCGGUCAGACACUCAUGCCCUUUGGCCGCGACACGCUGUUUGGGCCGCAAGGUGUCUUUGCGGCCAAAGCAAAAUCAGCUCGAAUUUUGGAUGCAUUAGAAAUGUUCCACGAAGAGGUGAAGCCAGUUCCCUACGUGAGUAUUGAAGAGAAAAAUGAAGCCGAGUGGAAGAGUACAUUCUUCACCGAGUGUACACUGCGCGAGCGUUUCAUGCUGCGCGUCAAGUGGUAUUACAAGUGGUACUUCCGGGAACCGAUGAGGCGCUUGACCCAAGGGCUGACGGAAGACGAAAGGAUUGCGUUAGAGCGAAAGCGAUCACUACAGAAGCAGCGCAAGAAAGUGCGAGAGAAAGGCGAGGCCAUGGAGGUGCUUGAUACGCGAACUCACGUCGGGGACGUGCAGGCCAACUUGGUGGCCAAGUUUUGGUACUACGCAAAAGCCUUGGAGCGCGUACGCAUGCCCCGACUAUCCGAACGCAUUCUCGAAAGCUGGAAAAGUCGAGACGAUGAAGACCUGGGAGAAUGGGUACAGAAGGCGCGCAAACGGCAAUCGGAAAUGUUCAUCCAGACUCACAAGCUUGAUGCCCUCAUCGUGGAACAAGCCGCGAAGCAGACCGGUGCACAAGAGUCCAUGCUGGUUUUAGAGGCAUUGUAUGAAGAAGCGAAACAACGGAAAGAAUCGUUUUCCAUCGGGUACUUUAUGCGCCUGUGUUGCAUGGGAAACUAUUUUGAAUCCAUGAGUGGCUACACGAGCGAGGCGCGGAUGAUGCGUGAGCACGUGCUUCGUCACUACUCUUACUGUACGCCCUUUUUGCUGCAUGCGCUUGUUUCGCGUGAAGAUCGGGUGGCGUUGGACCGGUGGAUCCACGGGAAGACCUUUUGUACAUGGCUCUUUGGACGGUUGCUUCCGUGGGCGUCGUUUGGAAUGGGUAUGUCGAUGAAUCAAGCCUUUCUAGACUCGAUGUUGGGACUAUCCCAAAAGGACAAGGAAGAGCGUCGUAUUCGCAGCUGGCUCCGGCAAGCGCGUGCGGAUGCGCUGCAGGACGACGACCCCUUCGUCGAGUUCGACUCGCGAAACGGCAGCUUUCACAUCGCCCGGCGACAGAACGCGCGCUUUCUCACCGCCGACAUGCAGAAGAACGUCGUGGAGAAAGCGCAAGACUGGAUUGCGAACGCAGGCAAAGCCCACGGUCUGCGCCGUUCGCAGGACGAGAUCACGGCAGCUGCCAAGCACCGCGAAGACCCACUGUUGCGCAGGUACGAUACCAUGAUGGCUAUGCAGACCGAAGAGGAUAGCGCACUGAUUUCCUGGGAAGUGGUGAAAGAAGCGCAACCAGCGAUUCGGCGACAAGAGGACUUCAUGAAAUGCCGACUCGGUUUGUGCAGUUGCGUCUGCUACGUUCCGCAGCGAUUAGGUAACCCGAUCAAAGUAGACCAAGGUCGAAAGACCGCAGUCGAUGUUCUGGAAGUGUGCGCAACUUGCGGGCACUUGGCCUGCUACCACACCUGGGAACCGGGGAGACGCCUGUACCAUCCAGCGCUGCCGUUGCCGUCGCCAUUCGAUGUUCUGGACGUGCGCGUGCAACCGGACUCCUUGAAAGCACGCACGCUGAGGCGUCCGAGCUUGUGGCGCAAAGCGCUGGAUGCCACGGGGCACAGGAUGUAUUACAACGUCAAGACGCAGGAGUCGCAGUACAAUCGCCCAAGUACAGGGCAGAUGGGUCGCGCCGCAGACUGGUUCGGAUUCGGAACGCGGCCUGAUAGCACAGAGCGAUGUCCGUCGGUUGGCGGAUGCGCACGCCGUCGACCCAGCGGAGCGGUUAAGCUAGCAGUCCAGAAGCGUUACGAGGACAUCAAGAGGGCAGAAACACAACGACAAGUCGAAAUCGCAGAGCAGAAACGCUUAGCCGAACUGCAGAAACAAAAGAGAGCAAUGGAGAGGCGUAACUCUAAGCGUAGAAAGUCGGUCGUGUCGGCUAAGUCAAUGCAGGUUGACGAUGAAGGUGACGAUGCCUGA